Molecule: messenger RNA, 1434 nt
Organism: Wickerhamiella sorbophila
Lineage: Eukaryota; Fungi; Ascomycota; Dipodascomycetes; Dipodascales; Trichomonascaceae
Product: Sterol esterase 2
Exons: 1
Coding region: 1-1434 (477 amino acids)
Source: RefSeq, a predicted model, not a curated record
AUGACAGACCAAGAACAUGUUAUGGCCCACAGGCAGGGCCCACCGGACACCGAGAGGCUGGAGGAUCCACCAACGAGCCGCACUUUUCUGCAAGGGCUUGGACAUGUCAUUGUGACGUUCACAUCGGCUAUUUUCGCAUUUUUGUAUCUGUUUAUUUUGCUGAUUUGUGCCCAGAUCACCGCCGUGGGAGCACCGCGUACAAAGAGAGACCCCAAUGUCAAACUGACAAAGGCCCAGCGCGCGCUGCACCGCAAUCUCAAAUACUACAUCGAGCUCGCUGGAUUCGAACUUGAGUCGCACGACCUAUGGUCUCCAGACAACUUUCAGCUGGAUGUCACACGAAUUGUGUCACCACAGGCUGUGCUGGAUAACGAAAAGACCUCUAACUUGAAGCAACGCUACCCCGUUCUACUCCUCCCUGGCCUAAUGCAGCACGUUGGUGCCUACUGCUCGGCAGGCCCAGACGCCAUGGCCCUGAUGCUGCACCGGGCGGGAUUUGAUGUGUGGUUGGGCAAUACUCGCAGCAGCAUCAAGGUUCACAACCGCCAGUACAGUGAAAUGUCCCAUAAGACCUGGGACUGGUCAAUUGAGAAUAUGGCGCUGACCGAUGUCCCCGCGAUCAUCGAGUAUAUCAAGAAGCACACUGGCGCAGAGAAGAUCGCGGUUGUUGGCCACUCUCAAGGAACUACCCAGACAUUUAUGUGCUUGAGCAAGCAGGGGCGGCCCGAUGUUGGUCACUCUAUAUCUACUUUCUGUGCCCUUGCUCCGGCGGUAUUUGCAGGCCCGGCCAUCGACCGAUGGUUCUUGAAGCUCCUGCGUCGUCACAGGUGGGCGUAUCGCAGCAUGAUGGGUGAUCGUGCCUUUUUAGGAAUUAUGGGUGCCCUGAGAUCCAUCACUCCCCUCAAACUGUAUACCCACGCCGCGUACAAUAUGUUUUACUACAUGUUGAGCUGGUCCGACAAGCUGUGGGACCGGCACUAUCGCAACCGGUCUUUUAUCUUUACGCCGUCGGUUGUUAGCUCAAGCCUAAUGUUCUGGUGGCUGGGGAAAGGUGGGUUUGCCGAUACACGAUGUAUUUUCAAGAACCCCGAAAAGAACGAGUCGUGGUUUGACGAGCGGUUCCCCAAGGUUGGCCUGUUUACAUGCGGCCAAGAUAAUUUGUGUGACCCGGAGCCGCUGAAGCGACGGAUGGCGACCGUCGAAAGCCAUGUGCCGUACACGGUGUUUGACUAUCCAGACUAUGCGCAUCUAGACGUGAUGUGGGCCAAGGACGUUCCGGAGCGGGUCACGGCGCCCAUGGGUGCGUUUAUUUGGGAAAACCUCGACGACAAAGACCAUUGGCGCGAGCCUGUGUGGCCAACUGCUGGCAGUGUGCCCCCAGAGCCCGCGGUCAACCCUGCAACUAAAGAACCUGAUUACGAGGUCGUGCCUUAA